This is a messenger RNA of Prorocentrum cordatum, 1919 nucleotides long. NCBI's taxonomy places the organism in Eukaryota, Dinophyceae, Prorocentrales, Prorocentraceae. The record is from the annotation of a GenBank genome assembly.
GCCCACCAGUGGGAGCAUUCGUGAUUCUUGACUGUUGGAUCGUACUUCAUACCGGCACGGCGGCGGAUCGAUCUUCCACUGCACCCCGAGGAUGUCUCCGCAGGGCGUCGCACGGGCCCUUGUUGGCGGCCUGCUGCUUUUCUCUGGCGACUGUCACGUCGAGGAUGAGGUCUCGCUGCUGCAGUCCUCCGUGCAGACAGAGCCUACUACUACGACGCCGUCGUCUUUCUACGCCCCCUUCACGGUUAACAACUCCAGUGCCAACGCUGCGGGCCUCGUGGAGUGGAAGAUGAACGACGAUGGCGUCGGGAUCAACUUCUGGAAGAAGGCAGGCUGGUCUCCAUUUGGCUCGAAGGCGCGGACGGAGGCGGAGGUCAAGCUCGACGCCUCCGCGAUAGUGCGGUCGCUAUCCUGGGAUUUCAACGCCUCCAGGACGAGUCAGCCGAAGACGCAGCCGGAGCUCGCCCUGACCAUACAGGGCAGGGCCAGGCUCGGGAACAGGCUCUUCCAGUGGGCCGCCUUGGUUUCCAUCGCCAAAGAGGCUGGCGCUAAGGUCGCCUCGCCUUACAAUCCUAAGUUCAACCCAGAGUCGACGCCGCAGCUGUCGAAGAUGAACCCAUUGAUCUGGCAUGACAAGGAGUUCGAGUGGCUCGGCAAGCAAAAGAACAAGUGCCACAUCUGGGACCGGAUCCCCGUCAAGCUCGACUGGAACAUGGAGAACCUGUCCAACUUCACCCUGGGAGGAAUCCCCAAGGGCGAGCUGCAGGUUCAGGCCGACGGUCCCCCGCCCGAGCGCACGCAGAACUGGGCGAAGACUUGGGCCGACGCGAUCACCAAGACUGUGACCCCGACAAAGUGCAAGAUCGUCGAGCUCGACGGCUACUGGCAGAGCGCGGAGUACUUCGUCCAUCACUUGGACAUGAUCCGGAGCCUCCUCUGGCACGAGGAGUCGGCGGCCCAAGCUAAGGAGAUCAUGGACGGGUGGUUCAAGCACGACCCGCCGGUGGGCAGCGUGGUGGGCGUCCACCUCCGCCUCGGCGACUACGUCGGCGCUGGCAGGAACCUCAACAUGUCUUACUACAGGGAGGGUCUCAAGAUGGUUCAGCGGAGCAAAAACACGCAACAGUUGACGUGCAUGAUCUUUUCGGACGAUAUUAAGCUUGCUGAGCAGGUGGGCAACGAGUGGGAGGCUUGCACCAAGGUCGUCCCUGUGCUGAAGUGCCCAGAGCCAUGGGUCGAUAAAUUUCGAUGCAAGGGUAAGGAGAUCAGCGACUGGGUGCAGUUCUACAUGAUGAGCCAGCUGGACAACCUCAUUAUUGCGGACUCCUCCUACUCCUUCUGGUCGGCGGUCAUUGCACCCAACAAGCCGCUGGUGGUGGUGCCAAGAAUCACUUGGCCUCUCGGCGUGGCCAGCCGUGGAGACUACGCGUACCUGAACAACCCCUUGUACGGUUGGGUAAACAUCGACGCCACUCUGGGAGCGCCCGACAGCAAGGCGGUCCGGGAGCACCUGCACCUCGCGGCGGACCGCAGCAAGGCACGGGCCAGUGAGUGGGCUGCGUGAGCCGUCGGCGGCGUGCGGUCCGCGCGCUCGAGGGGUCCUUGCCUUCCCGUCGUCGCGCCGAGCUUGUCUGGCCAGGCUUGUCUGGCCGGGCUUGCAGCCUGGAGAGUUCUCACGUCCAGUGGAGGAGGAGGAACUCGGACCCUCUCGCCGGGAACUGCGGUUGCGCGGGCGGCGUCGCACUGCGCGUUGGCACCGUGACGCGGGCGGCCUGUGCCAUUUUGCGCCGCAGGACUCCGGCUGGCUCGCCUCCUCUAUUCGCGGCGUCGUCGGUGUCGUCGUCGUCUUCUUCCUCGACCUCCAACUUCUCCCUCUCCCCUCCCUCCUCUUCUCCUGGCUCCUUCUCUUCCGUCUUGCU